Messenger RNA from Leptosia nina, 714 nucleotides. The record is from the annotation of a GenBank genome assembly. NCBI's taxonomy places the organism in Eukaryota, Metazoa, Arthropoda, Insecta, Lepidoptera, Pieridae.
AUGUUACCUAUAACAACAGAGAAAUUUGACAAGAAAUUGAUAAGGCUUGUAAAGGAAAACCCAGUAUUAUAUGACACAAAUCAUGCAAAAUACAUGGAUUUUAAUUCAAGGGAGGUUGCAUGGCAAAAAAUCGGAGACGAACUGAAGAGGCCAGCUGGUGACUGUAAAAUUCGUUGGAUUAAUAUAAGAGACGUAUACCGUCGAAUUUUACGUCAGUUGGCGAGUUCAAAAGGAUCUCGCAAGAAACAAUACAAAUAUGAAAGUGAAAUAUCAUUCUUGAAGCCAUACUUUAAAGACAUUACGCGAUUUUACGAAGAUGAUUCAGACCAAGGAAACGACCCUCUUGACUACGCUUGUGAUGACCCUGAAAGUGACUGCGACGAACCGCGCGAGUCGAAAGCUGUUAAAAAGCCAAGGAAAAAAUGGAAGAGGGAGCUAAAUGUCGAAGAUCAAGAGGAAGAAACGCCAACUGUGGUAACUGAAACAUCUUUACCUGUUGAAUUCGACUCCUCGGAUCCAGUUGACGCGUUCCUCUUGAGCAUUGGUACAACACUGAAAACAUUUUCGCCAUAUCAUCUUAAUAUUGCUAAAAGUAAAAUAUUUUCAAUUGUCCAAGAACAUGACCUGCAGCAAAUCGUCCAAAAAGAACAGCGGAGUAACACUUCUCAUGAUAUCAAGAUAUCGUCUUCGGAUAAUGAUAUUUUUAUGCAAUAA